AUGAGCUCCGAGUCGCGCCAAGCCACCGGAGCAAGUGGAAAAUCCAAGCGUCGAUGGACCGACGCUGAGGAGGAUACCAGGCCAAAUGGGCCGGAGGAUUCUGCUCAACCCAAGCGUCAGCGAGUCUCCAGGGCCUGUGACAGCUGCCGCUCAAAGAAGGACAAAUGCGACGGGGUCCAACCGGUCUGCUCAACCUGCUCAUCACUAUGUCGGCCCUGCACCUACAAAGCCAACCCCAAGAAGCGAGGUCUUCCCACCGGGUACAUUCGAUCGCUGGAGCUGUUAUGGGGGUUAGUGUUUCAGAGGAUCCAGGGUAGCGAAGAUGUGAUGCGUGCCAUGAUGCGCUCCAUCAAUCUCCCGAGCCACUUGGCGACGAUGGGCAAGGAAGCCGAAGGGUCGGACACGCUGCUGUCUUCGUUCAAGAAUAGUACGGUCCUUCGAGACAUUGAGCGAAUGCUGGUCGUGCUGGAACAACCGGAAGAGGAGAGAGAACGCAGCCUGCUGGCAUACGGCGAUGGGGAUACACCGUUGGAUGUCGACGGGAUUCUUGCUUCUUCCGAAGCCCAGGAAUGGCAGCUCCCAGAGGGAAGGGAGCAGCGUGAGACGCCGUCGUUCCCGGAGAUAUCACCUUCCCGCACCUCUAUGACGGGCCCAGCUCCUCGAACUACUCGCGGCAAAGACUGCGGUGUCCAAACAACUCCUACCGACGAUUUCCAACCUCAAUCCCUCGCCAUCUCUCUUAUGCCCGACGAUUCUCGAUCGAUCUCCACCAGCACUUCUCUCCAACUCCCUUUCAACGCGUGGCCUCUCCUCGACAUCUACUUCUCAUACACACAAUGCUGGUUCCCGAUACUGGAGAAGCAUGACAUCCUUCGCACGGCAUUCCAAUAUACGGAGGGCGAUGUGUACAUGUCACGCACAGCAUCCGGAUCUGGUGAUCAUGCCGCUCUCUGGGCUGUGCUUACUCUUGCCUCUCUCCAAGAUGCAUCUAUCACUGCCGGUGCACACUCCGAUGGCCAUGUCACCCAAUUGAACUCUCUCCACUUGUACAACACUGCUCGAGACCUCAUUCCUUCCGAAACCGGGCCCUUUGAGGUCGGACACGUGCAAGCGUUGCUCAUUCUGUCUCUCAUCAAGUUUGGGCAGCAGGAAUGGACUUCGGCUUGGAUGCUCGUCGGUCAUGCGGUCCGAGUUGCCCAGACCGUGGGCCUGGAUCAGCCGUCAUCUCACGUCCCAUCCAAAGCCACUGAACAAGGCAAGCAGCUGGGACGAGCAAAGCAUGUCUUCCUAGGCUGCUUUGUUCUUGAGACACUCAUUGCCGAACAGACCUCACAAACUCCGUCUCUUCGAAAAGACGACCUGGCUCGGGUCGGUUCCAUAAACGAAGAUGGAUUGGAGGAGUGGCAUCCAUGGGAAGAUCAGACCGGUCUUCGGCCAGCCCAGGUCUCACGAGCGUCCAUGCAACGUGGGCCACUCCACGCACUGAGCACAUUCAAUCGACUAGUCUCACUCACUUGUAUUUUGAAUGAUCUCUGCUUCUACAAUCAGGAUCCCACUAUAUCUCGGUCGCAACUGGAGUCAUUGGAGCUGCAGUUGCAACGCUGGGCGACUGCUCUCCCGAAAAGCUAUCGUGUGGAUCUACAAACCCAGCCGCUGAAAUUGGCUUCGCCGCAUAUAUUUGGACUCGAAAUGACUUAUCAAAGUAUUGUGACGACAUUGAGUCUCCAAAUUGCCUUGCGGGAAAGCGACCAGAACACCCCCGAAGCACCCCACAGGAGCCGUGCAAUUGAGAGUUCCAAACGACUGUUGCAACUGCUUCAAACUUAUAUGGAAACAUACAGCUUCUCGGCCACUGCGCCCACCUUCGGAAUGAUUCUCAAAUACUGCCUCCCGCGCUCACUUACCCGCGAUCUCGUGUCGGACGUUGAGCUUGGAAUUCGCAAUAAAAUCCAAUCAUUCUCCACCCAUCUUGGACAACUCUGGUUGAUGCCGGAGAGACCGAAUACUGGACGGACAAUGGGCCAAAGAACUCAGGAGACAACCGUAUCACCCGCAACAUCUCAACAACCCGAUCUCGCCACUCAUGACGUACAGCACAUCAUGCCAGCGCACACUCCUCAACACCUCGGCGGCUCAGCAGAGCCUCAUCCUUCACAGACCACCUCGCAUCCUCCUCCAUCAGAUUCCUUCCUCUCCACUCCCUGGAUUAGAGCACCUCAAAACAUCGACGAUGGUGCUGGAUUGCUACCCACGCCCCCAUCAAUGAGUGCUGGCGCUGGCUCUGAAGUUCCAGGGCAACCCGGUCCGCUAGAUGCAUCGCUGGGCAGUGGCAUGCGGCCAUCUCCAUCUGCGCCCUCCAAAUCCCAGAAUGGUCCUCCGAUGAUCCCUGAUCUCACCACCCCUCCAUUUCCUCCAGGCGGCCAAUACCCCCCACCAUACCAAGAUCCAUCACUUGGGCUUAGUCCAUUUGUCGAUAUGGAAGGCUACGGAGCACCGCGGCAACAACAACCGCAACAGCAACGAAUUGCUCCAGAUCUGGAUGCACUAUUCGACGAGCUAGCAUCGCUGGAUGGUGCUGAAAAGGCCGAUAACCAACCAGAGUUCAUGCAAAACCUCGGCUUCGUUGCUGACUCGAGUAUGCCCGAGAUUUAUUCCUUCUCGAGCCAAAUCGAGCCGUUCCUACUGGCACAGACGCAACAGAUGCCUGGUAAUGGGCCUGCGCCUGUUGGUCGAAGAGAAUCUCAGCCAAUCCGCUUGUCGGACACACCGAGGCGAUGA
Penicillium argentinense is the source of this 2778-nucleotide messenger RNA. Its product is annotated as putative C6 transcription factor QutA. Gene Ontology annotation, biological process: DNA-templated transcription; positive regulation of transcription by RNA polymerase II. Gene Ontology annotation, molecular function: DNA binding; DNA-binding transcription factor activity, RNA polymerase II-specific; zinc ion binding. The transcript has 2 exons. The coding region runs from base 1 to 2778 and encodes 925 amino acids. The record is from RefSeq and is a predicted model, not a curated record. Lineage: Eukaryota; Fungi; Ascomycota; Eurotiomycetes; Eurotiales; Aspergillaceae.